Aspergillus terreus NIH2624 is the source of this 1143-nucleotide messenger RNA. RefSeq lists its product as uncharacterized. Bases 1 to 1143 code for a protein of 380 amino acids. NCBI's taxonomy places the organism in Eukaryota, Fungi, Ascomycota, Eurotiomycetes, Eurotiales, Aspergillaceae. The transcript is spliced from 2 exons. The record is from RefSeq and is a predicted model, not a curated record.
AUGGAACAAACUUCCACCCAGGAGGAGGAACGCACGCCUCCGGUUGAGCAGAAGCAGGCCCCCGCCGAUGGAGCGGAGGAGGCGCCUGCUACCAGUGAGAAGCAGUCUCCAACCCAAGCGAAUCCAUGGCACCAUGAUGAUGAAGAUUUUGAAAAGUACAUAGCUGAGAGGGAUACUCGAUUCCCCCCGGUCCACUUUUCUGUGGACCGCUUUGCCAAAUACCGGAGAGACCUUUGGAAUUUUGUCUCUCAGAACAAUUGCGAAUGGAUCCUGCCCGAGGGGAUUAGGUCGUUGGCCGAUAAUUACGGGUGGUUCCAAAUAGAGCUCGAGGGAUGGCUGUACCAUAGGACCAUCAGCCGGGCGGAGCUGGAGGGCCUUCCCGACGCUCAAAAGAGACUGAUCGUGUCCAGCCUGAAGGGCAGCCUGGUCCAGGAUGACCUGGACACCACUAUGAGUCUUCUUCCGAACCACAUCCGCAACGGGAUCGCCUGCGUCCUCUUAGAAAGCGUUGUCGUGCAACACGCCUUCGCCAAAAUGUUCGACAAUCCAUUUUGGUACUUUGACGGCGAGGCGGAACAGCUGAAUCAACUGUACCGCAAGUUCAUUCAAACCAGUAAGCCGCGGGCUGCGCUCUGGCGCUGCGACACGAUCCGACUCGCCAACUCGGUCAAACACAGCGUGGCCGAUGACCUCACGCUGGGGCAAUAUAACCAAGAGCGAAGAGACGCAGCCGUCGCCGAGUUUGCCGCCGAAAUCGUCUCCAGCGAGCCAUUCAAGCUGCUCCUGAAACCGUUUGCGGACGCCGAGGAAGAAGCAAAGGAACUUGAAUAUCUUGCCAGGAUUUACAAAACCCUGGCAGACAUGCUGGUGAAGGUGUUUGCUCAUCCCGCCCUUCCCAGAGUGCGCUGGAUAGACGACUUGGAAGAUACUUUCACCGCAGAUCUGAAGACUAUGGCGGCUUCCAGUGUUCACUUCUUGGACCGUGGGGACAGGAGAUUGGAUGGGAGACGCGUGUUGAUGGUCAGGUAUCCCGCAUUGGUAGGGGCAGACGCUGUGCGAGAUUGGCCCCUUUGUCCAGAAUCUGUCCGGCUUGAAGCUGACGUUCUGGUUGCGGACCCUCCUUCUCCCAACGACAGCGGUUAG